Molecule: messenger RNA, 4187 nt
Organism: Polypterus senegalus (gray bichir)
Lineage: Eukaryota; Metazoa; Chordata; Cladistia; Polypteriformes; Polypteridae
Gene: wdr24
Product: WD repeat domain 24
Exons: 20
Coding region: 230-3445 (1071 amino acids)
Biological process (GO): positive regulation of TOR signaling
Molecular function (GO): protein binding
Source: RefSeq, a predicted model, not a curated record
GGUAAGAAAUUGAAAAAGCAAAGAGAAUGUGGUAGAUUUUUCACAUGACAGUUUAUGUCGUUGGAGAACUGCUAAUUAAGAUAUGCGCUUAAAGAUCGGUUCAUCGCUGUCAAUCGGAUUUUAUUUUGUUCACUUCAGUCCUGUUGAUGGCACACCUGUGAAUGUGAAGGCUGUCAUAUGUAUAAUCUGAAGGAGAAGAAGAACUGGAGUUUGUAGUAGUGGCAAGGACAUGGAGAAGAUGGCAAGGGUGACCACGGCUCUUGGCAGCAAUGCUGUUUCUGGUCGUACAAUGUUCUGUCACUUAGAUGCUCCAUCAAAUGCCAUCAGUGUUUGCCGUGAUGCAGCUCAGGUGGUGGUGGCCGGUCGCAACAUUUUUAAAAUCUAUGCAAUCGAGGAAGACCAGUUUGUUGAGAAGCUGAACCUAAGGGUCGGCCGCAAGCCUUCACUCAACUUCAGCUGUGCAGAUGUUAUGUGGCACCAGAUGGAUGAGAACCUGUUGGCUACAGCAGCAACUAAUGGGGCAGUGGUAACCUGGAAUCUUGGUAAACCAUGCCGCAACAAGCAGGACCAGCUUUUCACAGAACACAAGCGUACUGUCAACAAAGUGUGCUUCCAUCCAACAGAAGUCUACAUGCUGCUGAGUGGCUCCCAAGAUGGAUACAUGAAGUGUUUUGAUUUGCGUAAAAAAGAAUCUGUCAGCACCUUUUCAGGGCAGUCAGAAAGUGUGAGGGAUGUACAGUUCAGUAUUCGGGAUUAUUUUACCUUUGCUGCCUCAUUUGAGAAUGGGAAUGUCCAACUGUGGGACAUACGACGCCCUGACCGCUAUGAGAGAAUGUUCACCGCUCACAAUGGUCCUGUUUUCUGCUGUGACUGGCACCCAGAUGACAGGGGCUGGCUGGCAACAGGUGGCCGAGACAAGAUGGUAAAGGUGUGGGACAUGACAACAAACAAAGCCAAAGAGAUCUACUGUGUACAGACAAUUGCUUCUGUAGCCCGAGUGAAAUGGCGCCCAGAGCGAAAAUAUCAUUUAGCCACCUGCUCGAUGAUGGUAGACCAUAAUAUUUAUGUGUGGGAUGUACGCCGACCGUACAUCCCCUUUGCAACUUUUGAAGAGCAUAAGGACGUCACUACAGGAAUUGUAUGGCGACACCUUCAUGACCCUGGAUUCCUGCUUUCAGGCUCCAAGGACAGCACUCUGUAUCAGCAUAUGUUCAAGGAUGCCACACGGCCAGUGGACAAGGCAAACCCUGAAGGUCUAUGCUUUGGGCUCUUUGGGGACCUGGCCUUUGCUGCCAAGGAAAGUCUAAUGAGUGGUGACUCCAACCGCAAGCCAUAUGGUGGAGGAGAUCGCCGAUACCCCAUCUUUUUUUUCAAAAAGCCAGACCCGACAGAACAGUUUGCUAAUGUUUCCAGUGUCCUUAAUGUCUAUGAAACUGAAAUGGAAAAUAAUCGCAUGGACUGGUUUGUGAAGACAGCUAAACUGUACUUGUUGAGCGGCAAACCUUUUGCAGAGUUGUGUGACCACAAUGCCAAAGUCGCAAAGGAUCUAAAGCGGCCUCAGGUCUCAACAACUUGGACAAUGCUUAGGAUUAUGUACUCAGAUCCUGGAAAUCUGGCAGUGCCAGCAGUGAACCAUGGCAUUAGUAAAGUUGGAGCUAUUCCUGUAAUGAACAGCUUCAACAUGAAGGAUAUUACAGUUGGGCUUGGAAGUGAAAGCAGGCUGGAUCGCUCAAAGGGAGAGAAUCGGCCUGAUAACAUUCAUCUGGACUUAACAAACUCUCUAAUGAACAAUAAUGAUGAGAAUGAGGAGACUGAAGGCAGUGAAGGUCCAGCUGAUUAUCUCUUUGGAGAGGCAGAUCUGGAUGAUGAUGAUUUGUACACAAUGGAACACGAUAACCCAACAGGUCAGUGUGCUUCAGAGUGGACCCACUCAAAUAUUUCAAACUAUGUAUCGUGGAAUGGACACCAUUUUUUUUUUUAUAUAUAUAUAACACAUCCUUUGUUACAAACAACAGCCGCCGCUUCUGGCCAUGAGAUCAUCGUGCAGUAUCUUCUUGAACAUGGUGUGAAGGUGGACGAGAGGAAUUCCAAAGGAGAGACCGCACGGGCCCUGGCCAUGAUGUAUGGACACACCAAGAUCGCCAGCCUCAUUGACAUGCAUGUGGUGCAGAGCCGUCCCAGGCUGGGGCAUUUUGAUGACCUCAGCUCCUCCGAAGAUUCCGACUCCGCUCCACACAGGCCCCGCAGCAGCCGGACCAAAAGCAGGGGGCCAAGCAUUCAUGACGGACCACAAGCCAUUGCUAAAUUCCGAGUGGGCCCGAGUACCAAGCAGUACGACUCUGCUGUGAUGCCACCGGGCUAUGUGACAUUCAGAGAUGCCAGUGAUCAUCCUGGAGGGUUUCGGAACCGUGACGUCACCUCGCCCAUCAACGAGCAAGAUGUGGACAGCAACAGCAGCCAAGGUGACAGCCCGUUCUUUGAGAACGACAUGCCAACAAUGAGGAGCAGCAGCAGCAGCAGUGAGGGAAUCCCCCAAUUGCUGGGUAGGAGCCGAGACGCCUCGCUGGAGAGCAAUGAGGAUUCAGACCAAGCAAAGCAAACGGUUGGGCGCCGGCAAAAUAAGACGUACAACAAAGGGAAGAGUCGCUGCUGUUCUGACAACGUGCAGGCGUUCAACAAAACAAACUCGGAGGCUUACGCUCCCGUGGCACAGCUGCCUGCAUACACCGGACCCAAGGACCUGGCUGAGUUUUUGGACUCCAUUGGCCUCUUGAAGUAUCUCGCCCUCCUGGAGGAUCAAGACAUCGACCUGCGGAUCUUCCUCACGCUCACCGAGAAUGACCUAAAAGAAGUGGGCAUCACACUUUUUGGGCCUAAACGUAAGAUGACCUCUGCAAUAGCCCGGUGGCACAGUAGUGCACGUCCUCCCAGUGACACCCUCGAGCAGGCCUACGCUGACCAGUUGGAAGCAAAGAUGCAGGAAAUGGCCAUCCAGCUUCACAAGAAAUGCGAGGAGGUGGAAAUGCUACAGAGCCAGGUGUCUCAGGAGAGGGAGCUGCGCACAGUGGUGGAGGGCUGCCUGAUGGAGGACAAGAUGGCAUGGAGAAGGUUUCAAGACCAGGUGGAAGACACACAAGAGCUGGCCAAGGAGGCAUUAAUGGCGCUGGAUAAAGUCCAAACGUGCCAGACGGAAUUCCUUAACCGGCUCAAGAAGGACAUCUCCUGCUGGCAACCAUCAGGUGGUGAGGUGAAAUCCAAGAUGCAGACAGAGGAGAGAGUUGGCAAAGGAUGGAAGGAUGACCUCAAGUCACAGGGUCUGUCAGAGCUGGUGACCACACUGGAACAAUGCCAUGCUGAGACGAGGAAAGCUCUCCUGCUGGUAACAAGAAACCUUGACAGAUUACAAGACGUGGACAAGGGGGCCAGGGAGUGGGCCGAGUCCUAGCGCCAUAUUGCAGAUAAGAAACUUUUGACGGAGGGUGAAUGUGCCACCCUGAACAAGCUCACCACUAGGGGGUGCUGGAGAUUCCUGGCCGCGAGCUCCGAUGAGUGGCUGACAGACAGCAGAGCGGCCCACCAGCGUCCAGUCCAUCCCAUCUUGAAGACGAGUGUCUGUGUGGGACGCCUCAGAGCAGCUGAACCAGCAGGUUGUCAUCUUCAGCCUCUGUGAUGGGGGCAAGAAGAGACGGCUUUAGAGAAAGAGACAGAGGGGAGCUGAGAAGCCAGUAAAAGUGAUGGAAUAAGCAAUACAACUCGGGAUUAAGGAUGAAGAGGAGGUUAUGCCAAGGCACAAAUACCUCAGAUGGGAAAAUCUACAGUGAUGUGCAGACCCUCAAGUGAGGACAAGGCUGACAGUGGCCGCCCCCCCCAAUCUCAUCACUGUGGUUGUUUCUUAAUUUAUUUCUCUUGUAAACUUGGGCAGCUGUGCCAAAGAGCCAAACAGAUGGUGAUGAGGGUGCCCGCUUUGUCCGUGUGUGGAGCACACACAAGAGCUUCCCUGAUCCCCCACAAACCGCUCCACAUGUCGGCCCCCUUGGUCAAAGUCCUCUGGUGUCAGCUCUGUAGACCCCUUUUUGCUGAUAGGCUGCAAUUUUUUUAUGUUGAAAUUGUUACACAUCUCUGAAUAGAAAGGGCGAAAAAAAUGAGUUGCUGCUGCGUGAUUCUCAAUAAAAAUAUUUUAAAAUGUG